AUGUCUGGCCAAACCAUUGACGUGCCCCUCGAGCGGGGCAUCCCUGCCCACCUCCUCCCUCCCAGCUGGAAAACGUCUGUGACAGCGUGGCUAGCCGAGGACACACCCUCGUUCGACUACGGUGGCUUCGUCGUCGGGGAUGCACCGCGCGAAGCCACGCUCUGGGGCAAAUCAGCCGGUAUUAUCGCCGGGCGGCCCUUCUUUGACGAGGUCUUUACGCAGUGCGGCUGCACCGUGGAGUGGUACGCGGAGGAAGGCUCCCGGCUCGACCUCAGCAGCAAUGGCAAGCAGAAAGUCGCCACUGUCCGAGGACCCGUGCGAGGCAUCCUCCUCGGCGAGCGCGUCGCGCUCAACACCCUCGCGCGAUGCUCGGGUAUCGCCUCGCAGAGCAAACUCCUCGUCGACAAGCUGCGGGACGCCGGCUACAAGGGCAUCCUGGCCGGCACGCGCAAGACAACGCCCGGCUUCCGGCUCGUCGAAAAGUACGGCAUGCUCGUCGGCGGCGCGGACGCGCACAGGAUGGAUCUGAGCACCAUGGUCAUGCUCAAGGACAACCACGUCUGGAGCCGGGGGAGCAUCACCGAUGCCGUCCGCGCCGCCAAGGCGGUCGCCGGCUUCAGUGUCAAAAUUGAGGUCGAGGUGCAGAGCGAGGAGGAGGCGGACGAGGCCAUCACUGCGGGCGCAGAUGUCGUCAUGCUGGACAACUUCACGGGCGACGGUGUCAAGGUUGCCGCCAAGAGUCUGAGGCAGAAGUGGCAAGGGAAGAAGAGCUUCCUGCUCGAGGUGUCGGGCGGGUUGAGGGAGGACAAUGUGGGCGCCUACGUCUGCCAUGAUAUCGACAUUAUCUCGACGAGCUCGAUUCAUCAAGGUGUUGGCUAUGUAGACUUUUCUCUCAAGAUUGAGCACUGA
Molecule: messenger RNA, 909 nt
Organism: Emericellopsis cladophorae
Lineage: Eukaryota; Fungi; Ascomycota; Sordariomycetes; Hypocreales; Bionectriaceae
Product: Nicotinate-nucleotide pyrophosphorylase [carboxylating]-like protein
Exons: 2
Coding region: 1-909 (302 amino acids)
Biological process (GO): quinolinate catabolic process; NAD+ biosynthetic process
Cellular component (GO): cytoplasm
Molecular function (GO): nicotinate-nucleotide diphosphorylase (carboxylating) activity
Source: RefSeq, a predicted model, not a curated record